AUGAGUAGCAAGCUCUGGGGAUUUUUCUUCUACGAUGACGUCGAGAGCUUCCAGCGGCUCCUGGCAACGGCCACCUUUACGGCGGGCAGCCAGCGAGCCGGAACUGGAGGGGCCUCCAACUUCAAGGUCGGAAGCCCCGCCACAGCAGUGACAGUGACAGCCUCCUCCUCUUCCUCCUCCCCCUCCGGCAUCGCAACCAGGAGCAAGAAGCUGGCCGGCACCUCCCCAGGCCCUGGAACCCCCGCCCCCGAUCGGUUCUCCGGCUUGCGCCCGGGCAAGACCCUCUCCCGAGACGAACUGAACGCCCGCGAUCACUACGGCCGAACUCUCCUGCACCAUGUGGCCUCGUCCCCGAAACCCUCCGCUAUCGACUUCGCUAUCGCCCUACUGGAGGUUCCCUCCCUUGAUAUCUAUGCGCAGGACUGGGAGAGCGGGUGGACGGCCCUGCACCGCGCCCUCUAUGCGGGGAAUGCUACGAUCGCGCAGGCGCUGAUGGCCCGGGAUGUCCGCGAUGCGACGGACUUCAGCAAAGUGAGCAGUUCCGGACACCCCAGUGGAGGCUUGAUCAAGAUCAAGGAUCGGGAGGGUUACAGUCCGUUUGACAUCUACGGGUCCACGAUCGCGUCUCGGGAUAUCAAGCGUCUUGUCUCCCCUACGACUGGCCAGACUCCUUUGCUUGCAGACCUGGAGAACAGUGACGCUGCGUCGGACUUGUCCUCUCCGGAGGACGAUUUCGAUGAAGAUGGCCGGCUUGGGAGGCAUACUUUGAAGCCAAAGACAAAUCUGUCCGGCGAUGAGGUGUUCACUUUCGGGAGUAACAAGAAUCUGAACUUGGGUGUCGGAGAUCAAGAUGACCGUCAGUUUCCCGAAAGAAUCGCUCUCAAGCGACCCGAACAUCUCCUUCAGCGUUUCUAUCGGGAGUAUCAGGAGAGACAGCUGGAUGAUGAUAGGCUUGACGAGCCGAGCCAGUCCAUGGAUUUGCCGGCUCUCGUGAAGAACAAGCCCAUCAAGAUUCAGGAUAUUGUCAUGUCAAAACUUCACACGGCCAUUCUAACCACCGACCCUGAAUCAAACCUGUUUCUGUGUGGGUUCGGUCCCGGUGGUCGUCUGGGUACUGGGGACGAAUCAACGCGGUUCAGCUUUGUGUGUAUCGAGACAGGGGGCCUCGCAAAUCGGAAGGUGGUUUCUGUUGCUCUUGGUCAGGAUCAUACCCUGGCGAUCACGGAUCGCGGGGAAAUCUUUAGUUGGGGAAGCAACAAAUUUGGUCAACUCGGAUACAGUCUUCCAAGAAGCAACAACCGGGAUGAUGUGCCGAUCCAGAAUGCGCCGCGUCAAAUAUUCAACCCCUUCAAGAAGGAAGUUAUUCUUGGGGCGGCGGCAUCUUCGAUUCAUUCGGUUGUCUUUACCACAUCCGGUCUUUACACGUUUGGCAAGAACGAAGGACAGCUUGGGCUUGUCGAUUCCGACGCUCGGUCGCUGGAAACACAAACCACGCCCCGGCGUGUCGGAGCAUCGCUUUUCAGCGCACCAAUACAAAGUGUUUCCGCGAUUGAUCAGGCGACAGUAGUUCUUCUCCAGAAUCACGAGGUCUGGGUAUUUUCACAAUACGGGUAUUCGAAGCUGUCGUUUCCUUUGGAUGUCAGCUCGAGAUUCAUAAAGGACAGUUUCAUGGCCACGCGGUAUGGUUCGUCUGUGAACCAGAUUGUCAAAGUCAAGUCCGGAGGGAAUGCCAUCUGUGCGCUGUCCAGUUUCGGUGAGGUGUUCAUGGUCCAGGUCAAUAAAACGGAAAACCCGCCAAGUUCGACGUCGACCACGAAUCCAUCUAAGACCCGGAAUUCGCUGUCCCUACCGACUCGGGUCUGGUCUAUCAAGAAAGCAUAUAUGGCCGCUGCAGAUGUUGAUGUCGGACAGGAUGGUUCAGUCAUUAUCAGCACCGUAUCCGGUUCUGCGUGGAGGAAAGAGAAGCGCGGAAAGGCGAAAGAUGGUGCGUCGAAAGACUACAAGUUUGCUCGUAUACCUGGGCUUUCUCGAGUCAUUGGUGUUUGCAGCAAUGCCUUUGGGGCGUAUGCAGCUGUUCAACGUGACUCAGAAGUGACAAAGGAACAGAUCAACAUUGACGAGUCAACCCUGUGGAAGGAUCUUUUACCGUUAUCUCCCUUCAGUCUGCUAGGGGAAGCGAUGAGUUCAGUGGACCAAGUUGAUGACCGGGUUGCUUCCUUAAACUUGGUGCAUGUCUCGGCUAUCAAACAAGCUGUCAUGUCGUCUUCAGAGAUUGAGCCCUACUUUCAAACAUCGCAGUCAAAAGCACCAGCUGGCACUGUCUGGCUCAUGACAACACUAUCUGACAUACGGAUACCUGUUCACGAGUUCAUUUUAACCGGGCGCAGCUCCGUGUUGAGGAAAGCAUUCAGAGACUUCCGCCGUGAUCUCCAGGGCUCCAUUCCUGAUGUCAUGACCAUUCAACAUGACGACCAAGGCCAGACACAAUUAGUAAUACCCGCUGUUGAUGUCUUCACUGUUCUGAACAUCGCCUUUUUCAUGUAUACAGACAGCGCCCUCGAAGUCUGGCAACAGUUUAAAUACUCGCCGGAAAGUGCUCCAAGAUAUCGUCAAGUCCGUAACGAGGUGAUGCGUGUUGCUAGUCACCUGGGCCUAUCAACGUUGGAAAGGGCCGCCAGACUGAUGAUUGAGCCAACCAGAGCCCUGAAAAUUGACAUGGAGCGAGCUAUCAAAGACCCAACCUUUUUUGAUAGUGCGGAUGUGAUCAUCGAGCUGAAGGGCAAAGAAGUGAGGGCUCACAGCCAAGUGAUCUGCCAACGCUGCCCGUUUUUCUACGCGUUAUUUGUUGGUCGCUCAGGGGGCGAAUGGAUAUCGUCACGCCGUGGUAAUCCGGGAGAUCUCAUUCGUAUCGACCUCAAGCACAUCGACCGGGGUGUUUUCGAUUUCGUUCUUCGGUAUAUGUAUGCAGACACCGAGGUGCAACUAUUCGACGAAGUCCGAUCGAAGGACAUUGAAGAUUUUAUUGACUUGAUCCUCGAUGUUGCGUUUGUCGCCAAUGAAUUGAUGAUCGACAGAUUAGCUCAAGUAUGCCAAAAGAUGCUUGGAAUGUUUGUGAAUACACGCAACGUAUGCCAUCUGCUCAACGCCAUUGUGCCGUGCUAUGUGACAGAGUUCAAGGAUGCUGCGUUGGAAUACAUAUGUUUGAACUUGGAGGACCUGCUGGCAAACAGGAAUCCCACUUACACGUAUUUCAGGUUACUGGAGGAUCUCGAUGAGAUCUUGCUCGAGGCACUUGAUUCUGUGUGCCGCGAGAACCAAAUGACCAGCUUCCCUGUUUCGCGAGGGCGCAACUUGGAAGAAUACGUCUUGGAGAGAUAUCCCGAAGUUGUUUCGCUGAUAGAGGAGGACAGAAAGCGGAGAAUCGAUUCUAUGAGAAUCCGAUUCCGCCUUAAUCGUACUGAUGUGCUUGAUGGAAAGCCACGUAUAGCGAACAGUGAGAAGGCAGGUAUCUCGCCAUUAGCGCAGAAGGUCAAGCCCAGCCCGGCGAAAGACAACUUAACACCGGCGACUCGUAGCCCGAUGUUGAAAUCAAAGCAGUCUAGCGGUGAUCUGAUGUUUCAAAUGGACGACGAAUACCUUCUGUCCCCUGGCGAUUCCGUGAAAGGGAAGACUCCAGUUCGGGAUGCUAAAUCCUUUGGUGGAAAUGGAUAUCGGCCAUCUCUGGAUUCGCCAGUUCUCGGGUCCAGUCUGCCAGACGGGGAAUCUUUUGAAGACCGGGGCUAUCUGGAUGAUCAAAUGGCCACCCCGCAAGAUAGUGUUCCCGAGUCACCGUCCGAAUCCCGAGCUGCAGCGCUCUACAGGAACAGGAACGGAAACGGCUCCUUUACACCACCUGACGCGAGUCAGCCAUGGAGCUCGUCCGUGAUAUCAUCGUCCAAGAAGAACCUGAAGGAUAUCAUGAGUGAGGCGUCAGGAAAGCGGGUGUCGAACCUGAGCAUGAGCAUGGGAGCUCGCCGAGAGAACAACAGCAACGCCACAUCCAAGCUAUCACAGAAGGAGCGCAAGAAGCUCCAACAGCAGCAGAUGCAGGACAUGUUCGCCGCUCAGCAAAAGGCCAAGGAAGCAUCCCAGAAUCCCUGGAAGUUGCCUACCCCAAGCAAGUCUGCUCCUCCGGUCAGCAUCAAUGGACAGGAUAGUCCAUCUGCAGUGCCCACCAAGUCAGCCUCAAAAACCCCCAUGACUCUCCGUCAAACGGUUGCCGGCACGCCACCGCCCGAUGCAAAGCCCAAAGCAAGCCCAGCACCAACGCAAGGCCGCAGCCCUUCCAUCAGUGUCCAGACACCCCCGAGGUCUUCGGUUUCGGGACCCUCAACCUCCGCAGCACCCCCGACUUCCAACAUCUCGUCCACCCCUCAACCUUCCAUCCAGUCCAUCCGCCACAUCCCUCGCCCUGAACCGUACCAAACGAGCUUCCAUUCCCCAUCUCCAAACUCUCUAUCCCUGGCCGCCAUCCUGAUGCAACAACAAACGGAAAAGAACGAACUGCACGAAGCCGCAACAGCCAAGCACAAUCUCGAAGAAAUCCAACAGGAGCAAGAGUUCCAGGAAUGGUGGGACAAGGAGAGCAGACGUAUCCAAGGGCUUCCGGAACCCAGUCCGACUCCCAAACCAACAACCACCACCACAACCAAUAAUCAAGGAAGAGAUGCCCGAAAUAACCGCGGACGUGGUAAAGGCCAGGGCCAGGGUCAGAGUCAAGGUCAAAGUCAAGGCCAAGGCCAGCAACGCAAACGACGCGGAAAAGGCAAUACCAACGCCACCAAUACCGUGGACACACCUACACCCACCCCAUCCCCAGCGGCACCACCACCUCCAACAGGUGCAUCCUCUUCCUCCUCCCACCCCCCUCCACGAAAAACCUCCUCACACGCGCCCAGAGGCAAACCCACAGCCCCCCGUCCAGACCAGCCGCAACGCCCACCAAACGGGAACCACGUAGACACAACCGGUGGCAGCUCCCGUCACGGUGGCAGUGGUGGUGGUGGUCACAGAGGUGGUGGUAGAGGCGGU
Molecule: messenger RNA, 5070 nt
Organism: Aspergillus heteromorphus CBS 117.55
Lineage: Eukaryota; Fungi; Ascomycota; Eurotiomycetes; Eurotiales; Aspergillaceae
Product: BTB domain and ankyrin repeat protein
Exons: 3
Molecular function (GO): protein binding
Source: RefSeq, a predicted model, not a curated record